Molecule: messenger RNA, 843 nt
Organism: Ichthyophthirius multifiliis
Lineage: Eukaryota; Ciliophora; Oligohymenophorea; Hymenostomatida
Product: protein kinase domain protein
Exons: 3
Biological process (GO): regulation of cytokinesis; protein phosphorylation; mitotic spindle organization
Cellular component (GO): spindle midzone; spindle pole centrosome; chromosome passenger complex
Molecular function (GO): protein kinase activity; ATP binding
Source: RefSeq, a predicted model, not a curated record
AUGGAUUCUUUCGUUUUCGGUAAAAAAUUAGGAUCAGGAAAAUUUGGUGAUGUGUAUAUUGCAAUGGAAAAAUAAACAGGAUUUAAAGUAGCGAUAAAGUAAAUAAAAAAAGUAAAUAUAAAAAAGCUAGAUGCAUAUGAAGAUAUAAUAAAUGAAUUAAAAGCACUAUAAAUUUUAGAUCAUCCUAAUAUUAUAAAACUCUAUGGAUAUUUUUAUGAAAAUGAUACAAUUAAUAUAAUAUAAUAAAUAGCACCAGGAAAGGAAUUAUUUGCUGAAUUAUAAGCAUAAGUUAAUAAAAGAUUUAAUGAAUAAACUGUUUCUAAUUAUAUAAAAUAAAUUAUUCAUAUACUUCUUUAUGUACAUUAAUAAGGAUUUAUACAUAGAGACAUAAAACCAGAAAAUAUAUUGAUUUGUGAUGGUGUCAUUAAACUAUGUGAUUUUGGAUGUGCCGGAAUUAUUUAAAAAGAUUAAAUGAGAUAAACAUUUUGUGGAACAUUAGACUAUUUAAGUCCUGAAAUGGCUUAAGGUAAAUCUUACGAUUAAUCAGUAGAUGUUUGGAGUAUAGGGAUUUUAACUUAUGAAUUAAUAUUUGGAAGAAGCCCUUUUUAUAAUUAAAAUCAUGACGCUAUAAUUGGAAAAGUUAUUAAUGGAAGUGUUUAAUUUGGAGGUCCUGUAUCAUUUGAUGCUGCUGAUUUUAUAUAAAAAAUGCUUUGUAAAGAUCCUAAAAAAAGAAUAUUAUUAAAUGAUGCUUUAUAACAUCCUUUUAUAUUAAAUUAAAGUAAAAAAAACGCAGAAUAUGAUAUUAUUAGUUUAAAUGAUUAGGCUUUUUUAUAUAGAAAAUGA